Molecule: messenger RNA, 698 nt
Organism: Vigna unguiculata (cowpea)
Lineage: Eukaryota; Viridiplantae; Streptophyta; Magnoliopsida; Fabales; Fabaceae
Source: RefSeq, a predicted model, not a curated record
UAAGGAUAAUAGAAAGAAGCAAACAGUUCCUCACACAGGUGGAUCGAAAAGCAUUGCACGGAAGAAGAAUGAGAUGGAGCAAGAGCUUGGUCGCAAAGUUAGUAGGGGAGAAGUUUGGAUAGCAACACAUAAACAUGCUAAUGGGGAAUUUGUGAAUGAUGGAGCAAGAGAGAUUGGAGAAAAAAUUAAAGCAUAUGAGACAAAUACAUCUUCCCUUUCACAAGAUAUAUCAAUUGAAGAUUCACUAGCUCAUGUUCUAGGAAGUAAAAAACAUUGUGGUCGUGUCCGAGGAAUGGGAUUGGGACCUUGCCCUUCUCGUGUGUUUGGAUAUACUAAGAAUUUUCAUUUUGGGACAUCCUCAUCUUGUCCUUCUUAUUCAGAAUUGCAAAAUCAGGUCACUGCAUUAAAGUCACAAUUGGAUGAACAAAAUAAACGAAAUGAAGAACGUGACAAAAGACUUGAUGCAAUCAUGAACUUCUUUUCUCAAAAUUAUCAAGGUCAAUUGCCUCUUGAGUUGACUAUGUUCAAUCCUGCACCGGUUUCUGAUCAAGGAAGUGUGCCAACUAAUACAACAAGUUCUGGACAUGAGGAAAAUCAUAUGUGAUAGUUGAAGAAUAUAAUAUAAUGUGGAAGUUAAUUGAAUCAUUUUAUGUUUUGAGAACCAUUGCAGUACUUCAUGAUAGUUUUUGCUGACUAAU